Messenger RNA from Anguilla anguilla (European eel), 1364 nucleotides. It is a transcript of the gene arhgap39, whose product is annotated as Rho GTPase activating protein 39. Gene Ontology annotation, molecular function: GTPase activator activity. The transcript has 6 exons. NCBI's taxonomy places the organism in Eukaryota, Metazoa, Chordata, Actinopteri, Anguilliformes, Anguillidae. The record is from RefSeq and is a predicted model, not a curated record. Gene Ontology annotation, biological process: signal transduction. Bases 53 to 808 code for a protein of 251 amino acids. Gene Ontology annotation, cellular component: cytoplasm.
CUCAACGACACCAAGGGUGAGGGGGCGGGGGGGGGGCUACAUCUACCGGCACAUGGACCCGCUCAACGACACCAAGGGGGUUGCCAUCAGCAGCUACGCCAAGUACUGCUACCGCAAACUACAGAAGGCUGCACUGACUGGCGCCAAGAAGGGCCUGCAGAAGCCCAGUCUGGAGGAGAUCAAGCACGCCCGGAACGCCAUCUUCAGCCCCUCCAUGUUCGGCAGCUCCCUGGAGGAGGUGAUGGCCCUGCAGAAGGAGCGCUACCCGGACCGGGAGCUGCCCUGGGUCCAGACCCGGCUCUCCGAGGAGGUGCUGGGCCUCAACGGAGACCAGACCGAGGGCAUAUUCAGGGUCCCUGGUGACAUUGAUGAAGUAAACGCUCUGAAGCUCCAGGUGGAUCAGUGGAAGGUCCCAACGGGACUGGAGGACCCUCACAUCCCAGCCUCCCUGCUGAAGCUGUGGUACCGGGAGCUGGAGGAGCCGCUGAUCCCCCACGAGCACUACGAGGAGUGCAUCUCCCACUACGACAGCCCCGAGGACGCCGUCAAGGUGGUGCUGGGGCUGCCCCGCAUCAACAAGCUGGUGCUGUGCUACCUCAUCCGCUUCCUGCAGGUCUUUGCCCAACCCGCUAAUGUAGCAGUCACAAAGAUGGACAUAAACAACCUGGCCAUGGUGAUGGCGCCCAACUGCCUGCGCUGUCAGUCGGACGACCCGCGGGUCAUCUUCGAGAACACACGCAAGGAGAUGUCCUUCAUCCGCGGGCUGGUGCAGAGGCUGGACACCAGCUUCAUGGAGGGGAUACUAUAGCCCAGCGCAGACAGGAAUGCCACAACACAGGGUCCCACACCACACACACACACAUAAAUACAUUCAUACACGUACAUACACACCCACACACCCACACACACAGACAUACACAAACAUACACACACACACACACACACACACAGAAUGACAUUGUGGAAACGUCCCGCUGACCUGCAUUUUGUAUUGAUUUUUUUAACUCCAGUUCUCUGAAACUCCCUCCCGAGUGGAAAGAGAAGAGAAAACUGCAGUUCAUAAUCAGAGUAAAUUUAUCACCGUCGUAUUGUCGGGGGUUACAAAAUUAGUGGAAAUGUUUCCUAAUCUUGUACAGUCACAUUUGCCUGCCAUUUCUCCGUCACUUUCAGCCGUACACACAUCGAUGCAUAUGAACAUGUCUCAUCCCAUACCAGUCCACACACUGCCAAAGGAACAGAACACUCUCUCUCUCGCAUGCGCACACACACACACUCACAUACGCACACGUACACACAAACACACACGCACACAUCAUCCACUCCACACACAGGCACACACACACUCACAUACACACACGUACACA